AUGGUAAAGAAACUCGAAGAUCUGGACAAACGUGUAGAAUUAAUGGAGACGGGUUUGAAAGAAUAUCAAGAAGAGCGAGUGGAUUUGCAUCCUACAAGGGAGAAACCACCUCCUUACAACCCAGACAUACGUUUCCCAACAUUCCCUGACAAGUUUGAUUGUGAUGUGUUUCGCAAAUGGGUAAAGGAAGUAGAAUUGUAUUUUGAGUAUUAUCGUGUCCCAGGGUAUCAACAAUUCGAACUUGUAGUUGCCUCAUUGCCACAAGAGGGAGAGGUUUUUCAAUGGUGGCAAGAUAUCAAAGAGCUAUGCACUAGAACUAGACUCCCUUUAUUGAUUCCCAUUGGGUGGAACGAGAUGAAGAGGUUGGUUAUGCAUAAAUUCCUUCGUCCAAUGCUUGUUUGA
Messenger RNA from Lactuca saligna, 402 nucleotides. NCBI's taxonomy places the organism in Eukaryota, Viridiplantae, Streptophyta, Magnoliopsida, Asterales, Asteraceae. The record is from the annotation of a GenBank genome assembly.